Molecule: messenger RNA, 1464 nt
Organism: Helianthus annuus (common sunflower)
Lineage: Eukaryota; Viridiplantae; Streptophyta; Magnoliopsida; Asterales; Asteraceae
Product: G-type lectin S-receptor-like serine/threonine-protein kinase RLK1
Exons: 2
Coding region: 1-1464 (487 amino acids)
Biological process (GO): protein phosphorylation
Molecular function (GO): protein kinase activity; ATP binding
Source: RefSeq, a predicted model, not a curated record
AUGGCUAGAGUCCUAUAUCUCAUUCUUUCAACCAUCUUUCUACCCUUUUCGAUUGUAGCACAACAAAUAAAUGGAACUGGUUCUGUACGGGUGGGUACAUCGCUCAUAGCAACAGAAAAUGGCAGACCAUGGCUCUCACCUUCGGGUGAUUUUGCCUUUGGGUUCCAACGAAUUCAGCAAGAUAGCUUUUUGUUAUCCAUAUGGUAUGACAAAAUACCUGAGAAGACCAUCGUCUGGUAUCCAAAAGGUGGUCCUAUGGUGCCUACAGGAUCAAAAGUUGAGCUAACAAAUGGGCGUGGGCUCGUACUGAGUGAUCCUCAAGGUAAAGAGAUAUGGACUUCUGGGUCCAAUAACUCUGAGCUUGCAUAUGGUUUUAUGAACGACACUGGUAAUUUUGUAAUUGUUGAUAGCAUUUCUCGCAAGAUCUGGGAGAGCUUUCGCUUUCCAACAGAUACCAUACUGCCUACUCAGGUUAUGGAGAGAGAGGAAGAGAUCAAUUCAAAGAUAAGCGAAACAAACUUCUCUAUCGGAAGAUAUCAGUUGACUUUGCUUCCAAAUGGAAAUCUUAUUCUUAGGAAGCGCGAUAUACCUUCUGGUAUAUUAUAUAAUGUCUACUAUAGUAGUGACACCAGCGAUGACUCCAAUACAACCAAUUCUGGUUUACAGUUGAUCUUUGAUGAGACCGGAUACAUGUAUAUUUCCAAUACUACCACAAAUCAUUCCCCAUGUAGUAAAUCCGUUGAUACUAAUCUGGCUCAAUUCACAUAUCAAGAGUUGGUUGAAGCUACCGGCGGGUUCAAGGAUGAACUAGGAAAGGGGGCUUUUGGGAUAGUUUAUAAAGGUGUAAGAGAACCCGGGCUCGUCCGUGAUACUAUCACGGGAACAAAUGAGCACGUGUUAAUGUCCACCGCCGGCAACAAUGAACCACCCCCUCCCCUAAUAGGGGUAAAAACCGUGGCAAUGAAGAAGCUAAACAAGGCAUUUCAAGAUGGUGAAAAGGAAUUCCAGACCGAGGUCAAUGCUAUUGCAAAGACUCAUCACAAAAAUUUGGUCGAACUUCUUGGCUAUUGUGAUGAUGGUGAUCAGCGGUUAUUGAUUUACGAGUACAUGAGCAAUGGCACGUUGGCAGGCUUUCUUUUUGGAGAUAUGAGACCGCGUUGGAAACUGAGGAGUCAUAUUGCUGUAGGCAUCGCAAAGGGACUUGCAUACCUUCAGGAAGAAUGUAGUACCCAAGUCAUCCACUGUGACAUAAAGCCUCAAAACAUACUUCUUGAAGACUGCUACAAUGCUAAAAUUUCUGACUUUGGAUUGGCAAAGCUUUUGAUGAUGGAUCAAAGUCGAACGAGUACUGGAAUAAGAGGAACAAAAGGAUUUGUUGCUCCUGAAUGGUUUAGGAACACCCCGGUCACGGUAAUGGUUGAUGUAUAUAGCUUUGGUGUGUUGUGUUGGGUUCGUAGGCUUUAG